AUGGCGGACCGCUUGCACUCCCGCCAAGGGUCCGACACUUCCCUCAAUAGUGCGUCCAUUGCUUCUCCACGAUCCAGCAUCGAAUCCCGGUCUCCCUCUGCACGAAACCAACUCCGCGUUUCAGCAAACCACCAGCACAGACAAAGCUUGAGCGAAUCGCUUCGUGGCCCACCCGGCUCUCCCCGCGCACGCCGGCAACCGUCCCUCCCACAGUCCGCCGUCCAGAGCCUCAUCGAUAAUCCCCCGGUGCCGAAGACCACCAACCCUGCCUUUGUUGGUCGUGAUUGGAGAGAGAUCUCAAUUGGCGAGCUGGUCAGCCCGGAUGACCUGAAGUUUGUCGAGCUUGAUACGGGAAUUGAAGAUGCGACUAAUAUCUUGAUUGAUUCAGGUGCAGCUGUGUUGUUGAUUCGCGAGACGCCUGAAGCCACUUCUGCCGUUGGCACGUUCGACUAUGCCGAUCUCAACUCCUAUCUCCUGCUGGCAGCGGGCCUGACACACCCCGACGAAGCGCAUCAAGCGUCAUAUGAAGAGCUAGCCAAGAAAGCUCACGACGGCGUACCUAUUCCCCUGAGAGAUGUCAAGAAGUUCGGUAUGGAGAAGGAACCGCUGAUCAAACUACCGGCGUCGGCCAAUGUCUUGGCCGCAGUGGAGAUAUUUGGUGGUGGUGUUCACCGGGUUGUGGUGGUCAAUGAGUCGAAUGACCAAGAAGUGGUCGGAAUCUUCAGCCAGUUCCGACUGGUCAAGUUCCUCUGGGAAAAUGUCCGCAGCUUCCCAAUCAUUGAAGAGCUCUACCCGAAGGCUCUGCGCGAGCUGGUUAUUGGAUCUCAUGAAGUCAUCUCAAUCAAUGGUGAUAGACCCCUCUCCGAAGCCCUUCAUAUGAUGAACAACGAGGGUAUGUCCUCGAUCGUGGUUGUUGAUAACCACUUUAACGUUCUUGGGAAUAUCUCCACAGCGGAUGUCAAGCUUUUGACCCGAUCAUCUUCAUUGCCACUUCUUCAAAACACCUGUACUCACUUCAUCUCGGUCAUUCUUUCCACAAGGGGAUUGAUGGAGGGUAAAGACUCAUUCCCCGUCUUCCACGUCAAUCCUGGAUCGACACUGGCUCACACAGUCGCAAAGCUCGUGGCAACCCGGUCACAUCGGCUCUGGGUGACCGAUCCAUUAUCUCCAACUUCAUCGGGACCGCCAACUCCAUCGCAGUCUUCAGUACACAUCCCUCUUUCCAACAGCAUCGGCCCAACUACCGGAUAUAUUGCAAAUUCACCACCACCGUCUCCUUCUGCACCCGUGACCCCUCCUACGCAGCCCUCUCAAUACACUGCGCCUCACCUACCAGCCCCUAACCCACCCUACACAUACCCAGCCCCAGGCGUGUCGGUCCCAGUGCCAUCGCCCAUCUCGCAUUCUAUUCCCUCCUCCGCCCUAGACGGGGCCCGACUGUCCGGGCGUCUAGUUGGAGUAGUCAGUUUGACUGACAUUCUGAAUUUGCAUGCCCGAGCUAGCGGGCUGAACCCAGCUGACCCCGCGGAGUCUCGUAGCCGCCGCCGACGCAGUAGUUCGUCAAGCCAGAGUGUGCGCCGCAGCGGUGACAUUGGCCGGGAGCUUUUCAGCCGUGGUAUGUAA
Molecule: messenger RNA, 1623 nt
Organism: Penicillium mononematosum
Lineage: Eukaryota; Fungi; Ascomycota; Eurotiomycetes; Eurotiales; Aspergillaceae
Product: CBS domain-containing protein
Exons: 5
Coding region: 1-1623 (540 amino acids)
Biological process (GO): regulation of mitotic metaphase/anaphase transition; cellular response to glucose starvation
Molecular function (GO): protein serine/threonine phosphatase inhibitor activity
Source: RefSeq, a predicted model, not a curated record